Molecule: messenger RNA, 333 nt
Organism: Lactuca virosa
Lineage: Eukaryota; Viridiplantae; Streptophyta; Magnoliopsida; Asterales; Asteraceae
Source: the annotation of a GenBank genome assembly
AUGCCACUUGAAGAAGCUGUAGGAAGGAUAAAAGCUUAUGAAGAUAGGCUCAAAAAUCAUGAUGAAAAGGAAGAAGAGCAAGGACAACUCUUGUUAACAAGUUCCAAGGGUAGUGAGCAUGAAGAUAAGCAAUGGGGAAGAGGAAGAGGUAGAGGAAGAGGAUUUGGUAGAGGUGAAAGAGGACGUGGAAGAGGCUCGGGUCGAGGUGAUAAAAGAGGGUUUAGAUGCUAUGAAUGUGGAGAGUAUGGACAUUUUGCAAGUGAGUCUACAAAAUGGAAAGACAAAGAAAAAGAAGUCAACUUGAUUCAAGAGGAAGAAGUAGCUUUAAUUUGA